This is a messenger RNA of Exophiala xenobiotica, 1845 nucleotides long. RefSeq lists its product as uncharacterized. Bases 1 to 1845 code for a protein of 614 amino acids. The transcript has a single exon. The record is from RefSeq and is a predicted model, not a curated record. Gene Ontology annotation, molecular function: iron ion binding; heme binding; oxidoreductase activity, acting on paired donors, with incorporation or reduction of molecular oxygen. Lineage: Eukaryota; Fungi; Ascomycota; Eurotiomycetes; Chaetothyriales; Herpotrichiellaceae.
AUGGGAAAAACUACCACGGAAGCGGUGAUAAUUCCGCUCUCCAUGAACGGCGGAAUGGCAUGCAAGGAUUCGGCAAAUGAAUCGACUCCCAUCUCCCCAUACUUCCCCAAUCCCUCAUAUGGAACGCCGGAAUUGGAUCUUUAUAUCACCUUGUCCAUCCAUCCAUUUUCUUUGUCCCUUGAACUGUACAUAUCACAACCUCCUUUUCCUAUACAGUUGUUUAUUCCUUGUUUCUAUUCCCUUCAGCCAGUCCAGCAUCACAACAUGAUCGACAACGCCCUUUCAAUCAUCGUGGGCACGGCCCAGAAUUCCCCACUCUCAUUCCUGGCUUACUUCGCGGCGGCCUCCGCACUGCUAUACCUGGUCUUCACUGAAUUCCAACGAUCCCGAGUCCGAAUACCAGGCUUCAAUGGUCCCUCAGGACUCCCCAUGAUCGGGAACAUCCACCAAAUCCGCGUCAACGCGGCAGAGCAAUACCGGCAAUGGGCCAAGAAAUUCGGGCCCGUCUACCAGAUCAUGCUGGGCAACGUGCCCGUCAUCGUGGUCAACUCGGCCAAGUCGGCGCGCGAGAUCUUCGGCGCCAACUCCCAAGCGCUGGCCUCGCGACCCGAAUUCUACACAUUCCACAAAGUCGUCAGCUCGACUGCCGGCACUACGAUCGGCACCUCGCCGUUCACCGACAGCCUGAAGCGCCGGAGGAAAGGCGCCGCCAGCGCGCUCAACAAGCCCAGCGUCGCGACGUACAUCCCGCACAUCGACGUCGAGACGCGCGACUUUCUGAACGAGUUCCUCACGUACGGCGACGGCGGCCGCAAGUCCGUCGAUCCGAUGCCCAUGAUCCAGCGUCUCAGCCUGUCCCUGGCGCUCACCCUGAACUGGGGCACGCGCAUGGCGAGUCAGAACGAUGAAUUGUUCGGCGAGAUCACCCACGUCGAGGAGGAAGUGUCCAAGUUCCGCUCCACCACGGGCAAUCUGCAGGACUACAUCCCGCUCCUGCGGCUGAACCCGUUCAGCACGGGAAAAGCCAAGGCGAAGGACAUGCGCCGACGAAGGGAUGUAUAUCUCAAAAAGCUGAACGACGAUCUCGACGACCGGAUGGCCAAGGGCACGCACCAGCCGUGUAUCCAGGCCAAUGUGAUCCUGGACAAGGAGGCGAAACUGAACCACGAAGAAUUGGUAUCCAUCAGUCUGACCAUGUUAUCCGGCGGUCUCGACACGCUGACCACGCUCGUCGCCUGGAGCAUGGCCUUGCUCGCGCAGCGGCCGGAGAUCCAACAGAAGGCGCUGGGGGAGAUCCGCGCCGUCUAUCCGGACGACCAAAUCCUGUGCGACGCCAACGACGACCAGAGUAUACCGUACAUCGUGGCCCUCGUGCGCGAGUUGUUGCGGUAUUACACCGUACUCAGACUCGCUCUGCCGCGCGCGACAGUCAAGGACAUCGUGUACAACGGGCAUACGAUACCGGCCGGUAGCGUGGUGUUCUUGAACGCGUGGGCGUGUAACAUGGACGACGAAGUGUGGCAUGACCCGGAGGUGUUCAGGCCGGAGCGCUGGCUGGAGCAGCCCGACGCGCCCAUGUUCACCUACGGACUGGGCUAUAGGAUGUGUGCGGGGAGUCUGCUGGCGAACCGGGAAAUGUAUACGAUUUAUCUGCGGUUACUGAGUGCGUUUGAGAUCACAGACGUCAAGGCUCUGGAUGGCGGCGAGAUGAACACCCAUCCCGUCAAGGGCGUCAUUGAUCCCACGCAGCUUGUCAGUGUGCCCAAGCGGUAUACCGUGAGAUUGGUGCCGAGGGAUGAAGCUGGAUUGAGGAAGGCUUUGGAUGAGUAUGAGGAAGACCAUUGA